Messenger RNA from Didymodactylos carnosus, 746 nucleotides. Lineage: Eukaryota; Metazoa; Rotifera; Eurotatoria; Philodinida; Philodinidae. The record is from the annotation of a GenBank genome assembly.
AUGAAAAUUGCUAUGAAAACAAUAAUUGAUAAAAUUUUGUUGAAUACAAAACAUCAAAUUCAAAAUGUUGAUAUUAUGACCGAUGAUGAAACAUUUAUCGAAAUUCAAAUGCAAAAAAAGUCAAUGAAAACCAUCAAGCCAUUGUUAAAUCGACUUAAAAAGAUUGUCAACGAUAGUGUACAAUUCGUUACAUGUAAGUGUUCCAUCGACGGUUAACAAGAAACAGUUUUUGUAUAGCCAAGUCAUGUUGGAGUUUGGCCGUGAAUUUUUUCUAUUGACAUUGUGCAAGAGUCUAUUUUUCAUCCUUGUAUGCUUUUAUAACAAAAAUUUCGGUAACAUUUUAUUUUAGAAAGUAUAAUACUGGUGAGAAGAAGGUGAACGUACACAUCCUUUUCGGAUAAUUUUAUAAAUAAACAUUGUUGUGACAUACAAUAUAAAAUAGAAUUUAGUACAACAAUAUUAGUAUUUACGUUUCAUUUGUAGAAUCGUUUCUAUAAUCAUUAGGUCUUUCAUGCAGAUGAUAUCUGACCAUUCAUUAUAAAUGAUUGGUAGGAGUCAUAAACUAACCAAUAAUUCCUUAAGUCUAUAGAGUGUCUGUAGUUGUAUCACUGUAAUUAUAGCAAUCAACUUUAUGCAUACGCAUAUAGUGACCUGCUAUUUAUCGACUUAGUUUUAUUGGUAAAUAUUUUGAAUAUAAAAUCGAAAUAGUAAGUAAAGGGGUGGACACAUUAGAAGGCCCAGGGUCU